AUUGAAUCAAUGCAACAUUUGAACUGCCGCUGUGAAUUUUACUUCUCUUCCUAGAUCUCCCUUUCGCAUACACCUACUCGCUUGAUAUAUCACCAUUUAUCCAUGCUACCUUGGUCGUUCCUUGGUUUCCGUGAUUCUUAACAAUGCCGCCGCCUUCGCUCCUGCAGCUAUGUACAGCGACUGCUGUGAAAAAUGUGAAAUUUUUGAAUGAUAUUGGAAACGUUCCAUAUGCGCUUGCUCGCCCUUUUCUUACGAAAAUCGAAAGUCCUGAGAAACUAAGAACAUUAGAAUUGCAGUCCCCUCAUAUCAUAGACGAAGAUAAAGAACUCUGGCUUGAAUUCAUCAAACGAGAUAUACCUAGAUGGGAAGAGUAUGAUAUACCGGAACAAUCCGACUGCUGGUAUGACUUAUAUUGCGAUCUCCGAGAACGUGUGCAGAGGGAAGUGGAUGAAGAUGCAGAGAGGCUAAAGCUGGCCUUGGACGGGAUCAGUUCGGAACGCGCCAAAAAUAGUGCUAGAUUUGUCCCUGACCGACGCGAUAUUCGCCUACCCCGAGAAAGACCGACAGCGAAGCAACGGUAUGCUUCGUAUGACCGGAAAAUGGGCGGUAUAAAACCUAUGUAUACUUCUACAAGAAAUUCUUUCGGCUCGUCAGAUUCACAGGGAUCUCUCUGGUCCUUUGACCGGCCACCACUCCCACGACCGGAAGCCAAGAAGAAAAGCAGUAUAUUUACUGCUACGAGACGGAACAAUGCUCUGACCGUGCCAACACAACACUUGAAUAACAGAGCUUCACAGGUCAAGCAAGCCCCUCGUUCCUUAAUCGAGGAGCAUAGACGGCCGACAGAACCUGUGACCCCCCGGCGGACUGAUCCUCCUUCAUUGAGAGCACCCGGGCGGUCAAGGCUCCAGAGUAUACCAGAUCGGAGGAACCAGAGCCCUAUGGUAUUUACGUCAUUACGAGAAAGAGAAGCAAGACUACGGGCUAUCACUUCAGGGCAAGGACCUGUCUCUAGUGCCCAUACUUCCUCUGCUUCCUCGCAGGUACCUAAUGCUGCAAGCUCGCGGUCGAGAAAUACUCAAAUGUCCCCUACUUCAAAUAGGUAUACUGGGCUUUCAUCCGCAGAAGCUAGUACCCAGGCACGUUCACAGGCAAUGGAAAGUCAUCGAUCUGCUAGAACAGGCCUCAAUACUGCUACCGACGAGUCCAGAGGAUCACCGGCACAGGUUCCUCGUCCUGCGAUCGUACGAAAGAGACCUGCCAGUGUUUUCAUGCAACCUAAGAGGAGAAAGGUCAAUUAACAUCGUACCCGAUUCUCUGGCGCUGGUUAACUCCGUUCCUAUGGUGACGAUAGCUCGGUUACUAAAGCAUAGCUCUAUAGAUUUAGCAUUUGUCUAUAGGCUUUCCUUUUGCUCUCUUACCCC
Molecule: messenger RNA, 1424 nt
Organism: Aspergillus alliaceus
Lineage: Eukaryota; Fungi; Ascomycota; Eurotiomycetes; Eurotiales; Aspergillaceae
Product: elongin A domain-containing protein
Exons: 3
Coding region: 144-1301 (385 amino acids)
Biological process (GO): transcription elongation by RNA polymerase II
Cellular component (GO): elongin complex; nucleus
Source: RefSeq, a predicted model, not a curated record